Messenger RNA from Osmerus eperlanus (European smelt), 1083 nucleotides. It is a transcript of the gene efna1b, whose product is annotated as ephrin-A1b. Gene Ontology annotation, cellular component: plasma membrane. Gene Ontology annotation, molecular function: ephrin receptor binding. The record is from RefSeq and is a predicted model, not a curated record. Bases 201 to 926 code for a protein of 241 amino acids. Gene Ontology annotation, biological process: ephrin receptor signaling pathway; axon guidance. Lineage: Eukaryota; Metazoa; Chordata; Actinopteri; Osmeriformes; Osmeridae. The transcript is spliced from 5 exons.
CUCAACAAGAUCAUACAGAGCAGUAACCGUCACUAUCAGACAACCUACUCUCUUAUCUUUCAAAAAAAUCAAGUUUUGUUCGUCAACAUCUCUUAAUAUUUGUUUAACAUUGUGCGCGCCUUGCACGUACUUCUUCACUGUCAUUAGCUUACUUCUUGAGUGGUUUCUCGGCUCUCGUGCUAUCUUGUUCUGAAGCAGUAAUGGAUUUGGUGUGGCUCGUGAGUCUGGCUGUCAGCUUGGGAGCUGGACUCGCUGCUACAGAACGACACAGCGUCUUCUGGAACAGUACUAACCCAAACUUCCUGUGGGACGACUACACAGUGGACGUGCGUAUCAACGACUACCUGGACAUCAUCUGCCCUCACUACACCCGCGGUGAGCUUCCUUCCCAGGAGGCCGAGCGCUACGUCCUGUACAUGGUGGAGCGUGAGGACUAUGAGGUGUGCAAGCCUCACUCCUUCGAUCAGCUGCGCUGGGAGUGUUCCCGCCCCUUCGCCGCUCACGCACCCGAGAGGUUCUCCGAGAAGUUCCAGCGCUUCACGCCCUUCACCCUGGGCAAGGAGUUCCGGCAGGGCGAGACCUACUACUACAUCUCUAAGCCGCUGCACCACCAUGGGCAGGAGUGUCUGAGACUGAAGGUGGAUGUAGUGGGACAUCACGCAGGCUCUGUAAAGACCCAGGCAGACAGAGGGAAGGUGGAGGAGAUGGAGAAAGCGAUGGAUGGAGGGAAAGGAAAGGUUGGCGUCACUGGAGGAGUUCACAACCCAUCCAACAGGUUACCAGCAGAUGACCCUGCCGCCAUGGAGCCUAACGUCCAGAGGAGCGUGGGCAGCGCAGGAGUCCAGCUUGUCUCCGUCUCCCUCUCCUUCACCAUGAUCCCUGUGUUACUAGCCCUGCUCCUGAGCCUGCUCCUGAGCCUGCACUGAGUCUGAGCCAGGACACUCCACCCUGCCCCUGCCCCCCAGAGACUAUCCUCCCAGUGUUGGGCCCACCCUGCCCCUGCCCCCCAGAAACUAUCCUCCCAGUGCUGGUCAUUGGUGUAUUAAAGAGAAUACUUUUUUUUAAUAAAGAUUUUUUAUAUGA